GCAAACUUUUUGACAACUCUAGGAGUACAUAGUAGGUGCAUAAUUGCAAAACAAAAUAUCUUUUUAUUAGUUAAUUCUGACAUUAAAAUCAAUUUCCAAUGAAUCCUUGCUCAAUUCCCACACCGCAACAAGAUAUGGAAGGCGAUGGAAGGUGGAAUAGCAUUCAUAACAGAUUUCUGUCUGAUGCUAAAGGCAAAGAUGCUGAUGUAAUUUUCAUAGGUGAUUCUAUUCUGCAAGCAUUAGAACACACUGAGGUAUGGAAUCAGUGGUUUGCACCCUUACAUUGCCUCAAUUUUAGUAUUCACAAAGAUCAAACUCAGAAUGUUCUUUGGCGCAUAAAAAAUGGAGAGUUGGACCAUGUUGAUCCUAAAGUUAUAGUUGUUCAUGUUGGAACAAAUAAUGUAGAAAAUACUGCUGAAGAAAUAUGUGAGGGUAUUAUAGAAAUUAUCAAAACAAUCAGGGAGAAACAUCCUUCGGCCUAUAUUGUAUUACCUAGUCUUUUGCCACGGGGUCAAUAUCCAAAUGGACUAAGAGACAAAAAUUCUAAAAUUAACAGACUCUUGCAUGAAAAAGUCUCCAAUAUAAAUAAAGUUGAAAUGGUUCUUAUUGAUAAAGGCUUUGUUCAAAGUGAUGGCACCAUAAGUCAUCAUGACAUGCAUGAUUAUCUUUUACCCAGUAAUGCUGCCUGUAGGAAAGCAUUUGAACCAAUUUAUGAUCUCCUGCAACAGAUUUUGAGUGAAGGAGAGCCUGAAAAAGAUUUAACACCUUCAGAAUAGAGUAAAACUUUUUGAUGCAGCUUUUUAUAACUAUGCAAGCUAAUUGUGAUUGAAAUGGUAGUACUUAGCUUUUAUAUGAUAGUCAUAAGAUUUUUACAUUUUUAAUUCAUAAGCUACAUACAUUCCAAAUUAGUGAUACACUACUAUUGUAUUUAUUGACUGUAUUUAUUGUGUGAUUGUUUAAACUAGUUCAAUUGCUUAGAAGAAAAUUUAGUUGUACAUUUGAAAAAUUUUCAGGGUUUUGAAGAUUUACAAAAUUGUAUUAUUGUAUUUGAACUAAGUAAUAUUUUUGUUUACAUUUUUACUUGGUAAAAAUAAGCUACAGGAAUAGUCUAGAUCAUCCAAUUUAGGAAUUGAUCUCUACAAACUACUCGCCAAAGAUCUAUGAUGAAAUAAGUUUGAGUACCAAAGUAAUUAUUAUUACUGGAAAUGUAACCAUUACUCUUUUUGGAACAGCAGCAUGUAAAUGUACCUUCAUAUUAUGUUUAAAUUAUUUAAAAAUAUUUUUUUAUUGUACUUAACAAAAUAAAUGUCUAUUUUUAGUACAUUGUGUAGUGUUACUAAUAACUAUAAGUACUUUAGCUAGAUUAGAUUAGGUACUCUGGUUGCCAAACAUGUUGCUUGAAUCUCUAUGUUAUGAACUUAUUUAUUUGCAUGAAAAGCUUAUCAUAAAUAAAUAGUGCAAUUA
Bombyx mandarina (wild silkworm) is the source of this 1464-nucleotide messenger RNA. RefSeq names its product Platelet-activating factor acetylhydrolase alpha (gene Paf-AHalpha). The record is from RefSeq and is a predicted model, not a curated record. Lineage: Eukaryota; Metazoa; Arthropoda; Insecta; Lepidoptera; Bombycidae.